CACGCACAAGGUCUCCUGGAUCAAGCAAUUGGAUAUGGAGAAAGUACUAGUGACUGGCGGGGUAGGGCCUGGGGUCGAUCGAACCAUUCAUUGCCGCCACUCCCUGGAGGUACGGUACUCUACAUACGUCAGUAGUGCCUAGCUAUCUGGUGGGGGUGAAUCUGAACCAAAAAACCUAUCGAGGAGACCUUGCUUCAUCAUCCUGACAUACUUUGAAGACCUACCGAAAAAAUAUACUAGGCUUUAGCAGCUCAAUGGUUUACUCUGGUCCGGUCCAUUCCCCUGCGGAGAACAGCGGGCAGGUCGUAGGGUCUAGACGUACGAAGCACAGAGCGGGACUAACCAGGAAAGCGAACGGACAUUCUACCCUCAACGCCCACGAUCUGAGUCAAAACGUCAAAGCGGAAAGACUAAUGCAUCCUUUGCAUUGCCUCCAUCCCUCACAGGCGAGCGUGACAGGCAGCACGAUUCGCGACACGCCAGAAGGGCAAAGCGGGAUCCUGCGGCGUAGCGUCGUAUGUUAUCUGACCGGGGGAGGGGAAGCACAUUGUACUGUACUUGACUCUCCUCAAUCCAGACCACCACCCCUCACCGAGUACAGUACUUAUCCCCCAAACCCGAGCUCAUUGGGACUACAGAAGCACAUCAUAACCCAGCAAGUGGCGCAAGAUAGGCUUGCGCGUUUGAGAUACAGUUCUCGCGAGAUGUCAUAGACAGGAAGAAGCUUCCAGUGCUUCCCGCGCGCCGUUUGCAGUCGGGGGCGAUCCCGGCGGAGGUGGCAAGCAAGAAAAUAUUGAGUGGUCAGUAAGUGGGAGCAAUUGUCUCCUGGGUUCUUUUUUG
Messenger RNA from Aspergillus uvarum CBS 121591, 840 nucleotides. RefSeq lists its product as uncharacterized. The record is from RefSeq and is a predicted model, not a curated record. The coding region runs from base 255 to 713 and encodes 152 amino acids. The transcript has a single exon. Lineage: Eukaryota; Fungi; Ascomycota; Eurotiomycetes; Eurotiales; Aspergillaceae.